UCGGGUUAGCACACAAAGUAACCCGGGUAUCCGUGACUUUGAUGUAGUUGGUUAUAUAAGUAAAUACGCUAAAAGGUAACUUAAAGUAGGUGACAGUAGCUAACCGUAAUGAACCGUAGAGAAACGAAAUUGCUGCUGAAAGUUAUCUGUGUUGGACUCUAAAACUUGUAAGCCGCCCUCAGCCUGAGUCUAGCGCUGAGAAGUCAAGCGGCUGCAGCUAACGCGAAGCUAGCCAAACGCUACUUGGUUAACCGGAUCCGCUGACAGAGGUUGUCUUCUCCUGCUGCUUGUUAGACGUUAAUAUGAUGGCUGUGAACUAGCGGUGCCGUCACAUUCAGUGUAUACAACUGACAGCCAAAGCUGUGUCGUUAGUUUAGCAGCCAGCUGCGUUGGAGGACAAGAUAAUGAUAGCUAGCUUAUGCGGGCGGCGUUAGCUUUAGCAAAACAAGAGCUCUGCUGAAGGAGUCAGCUGACAGUCUGCUGUAAGCUGCCAACAGACCAGUGAUGGAUCAGCUGAAAGUAAAGGAUCGCAUAUUGGAAAACAUCUCCCUCUCUGUCAAGAAGUUGCAGAGUUACUUUGCAGCCUGUGAAGAUGAGACCCCAGCCAUCCGAAAUCACGACCGGGUCCUGCAGCGCCUCUGUGAACACCUUGACCAUGCUCUGCUGUACGGGCUGCAGGACAUCUCCUCAGGCUACUGGGUCCUGGUCCUUCACUUCACCAGAAGAGAGGCUGUCCGUCAGAUAGAUGAGCUUCAGCAUAUAGCAACCAAUCUUGGUCGAAGUCGUGCAUGGUUGUACCUUGCACUGAGUGAGAGCUCUUUAGAGAGCUAUCUGCGCCUCUUCCAGGAGAACCAGGCAUUACUACAGAAGUAUUAUUUCAAGAAUGCACUGGUCUGCAGUCAUGACCACCUCACGCUCUUCCUCACGCUGGUCUCCGGCCUGGAGUUCAUUCGCUUUGAUCUGGAGCUGGACGUGCCCUAUCUGGACGUGGCCCCCUACAUGCCAGAAUACUACAAACCCCACAACCUGCUGGAUUUUGAGGAAAGACUGCCCAGCUCAGACAGCUUAUCUCUGCACUCUUUCACCUCCCUCACCUCCACCAACCUGGAGUGGGAUGACAGCGCCAUAGCCCCCUCCAGUGAAGAUUAUGAUUUCGGUGACAUCUUCCCCGUGUUGCAGUCAUUGCCAAGUGCAGACUGGGAAGAGGGUGACCUGACCGACCAGGCGAGCUGCCCGCGAUCCAGUGGCUCUGAUCCCCAGACAGUCAUCAGCGACACAGUGGUCCUCUCCGCCGGCACUAUCAAAGUGAAGGCAGCGGCUCAUCCAAACAGCCCCACGUCCAGACACAACCCCUUCAACGAGGAUUCAGACACCAAUACCACCAACACCUCAGCCGACGUCACUCCGGUUCACGUUGCAAGCCGCCACAGCGUCACCACCAAUGGAGAUGACAUGGAGAAUGCUAACAAUGACCUGGAGGUCAUCAGGAUGGCCAGACGAAGGAAACCUGCCAAGAAGCGACGAAUGAAGGGCUCUACAGAUUCCAGCGGCAGCAUCCACAACUCUGCCUCCUCUGAGCACAUGGACCUGGACAACAGCCUCCUGGGUUCAGAGGACGUGGAUUCGUUAAACUGCACUGUAAUUCAGCUGGAUGCCGACGCUGAGUCGAGGAGAAGCAGGGUGGGAUCGGAGGUUGUGGAGGAAGGAGAUGAGGACGGAGUGGAAGGCCUCCUGCGGCUCCCAGAGAUGACGGACACCUCCAUGGACACAGUGGGCCAGCCCCUCCGUGAUGUCAUGGACCGCCUCAACGGAGUUCUGGAUAGAGAGGGGGCUUGGGAGCACUCAGAGGAGUUGGGAGGGACAAACAACGGAGGCUGUGGCCAGGGCCCGGAGCCUCCUGCACAGCAGCCCUUUCGAGAGGAUUCAGGGGGCGAGCCACCUGACCGAGCCCCAGGAGAGACGUCUGUCUCCUCUCUGGCCACAAGCCCCAAUUUCCUGCAGGCCUCUCCUGCACCUACAGACUUAUGCUGCUUUACCCCCAUCAGUCCAGACUCUGCUCCCUCGGGUGGUGGCCACAAUGACUCUACAGAGCAUAGCCAGUCGCAGACUCUUUCAGGUGGCCUUGAAGAUGAAGGAGAGGCAAAGACGGCAGCAGGACAGGAGCCAGACAUGAAGACUGGGGAGGAGGACUCAGAAGAAGUUCAGGAAAAAGACAAGAAAGCAUUAACUGAGGAAGCAGAUCUGCAAGAGGAGAAGCUCAGUCCCUCAGAAAGUUCUCAUCCUGCAGAGUUCAAGGUGGACAACAAUCACUUGCUUCUUCUCAUGAUUCACGUGUUCAGAGAGAAUGAGGAGCAGCUCUUCAAGAUGGUGAGAAUGACUACAGGCCAUAUGGAGGGGGACCUGCAGCCCCUUUACCUGCUGCUGACCGACUGUUACAUUUACCUGCUUAGGAAGGGUGCAGCAGAGAAGCCCUACACAGUAGAAGAUGCUGUUUCUUAUAAUGAAUUGGACUAUCUUUCAGUGGGCCUGGACCAACAGACUGUGAUGGUGAUUUGCACCAACAGACGAAGAAAAUUCCUAUUGGACACAGCUGACGCUUCUCUGACUUGCUGGUUCUUGUCUGUGCUCAAGUCAGCCAUGGUGAAGGGUUGUCGUGAGCCUCCUUACCCCCCUGUUCUGACCGACGCUACAAUGGAAAAACUGGCUCUCACUAAGUUUGUCUCCCAGGAAUCUCAGUGUGAGGUGUCUGAAGUGUCUAUAAAGCUGUAUUCACUGGUCCACUGGGAGGAUCCCAUGGAUAUGAGUUUCUCGACCCAGGGUGGCCCCCCAAUGGCUGGAGUAACUUUCAGCACCAAGGAGGGGACUCUGCAGUACCGGUCUGGAACCACCUACCUGGGCAAAGAGCUGUGGAAAAGCUGCUACCUGUGCCUCAGCAAUGGAAUUCUGUACCUGUAUGCAGAAAGGACUGAUGUGACGCCUCUGCUGUCAGUCACUAUGGGAGGAGAGCACUGUGGAGGCUGCCGUCGCUCAAACAGCACAGAGCGUCCUCACGCCUUCCAGGUCAUCCUGACAGACCGGCCUCCACUGGAGCUCAGCGCCAACAAUGAGCAAGACAUGGCCGACUGGAUGCAGCUGCUCUGCCAGUCUGUCUCCAAAGGGGUCAUCCCUCAGGGUGUGGCCCCCACUCCAUGUAUCCCAUGUUGCCUGGUGAUGACAGACAGGAAGCUGCUAACCUGCCAUCAGGACUGUCAAACCAGCUUCUUCCGUUCGCUGGGCAGCGUCGAUAUCUGUGAUGUCACUGCUGUUAGCGUGGAGGCCGACAAGGAGUACUGUGUCAUUGAGUUUGCAGCAGAUCGGACUCAGUUCCUUCCUCCAUGGGUCUUGUACUUCAGUGGCUCUGAGGAGAGAGAUCGACUGCUGGAGGCCUUAGACGACACAUGGAAGGCCGUUUUCCAGGUCGACCUUCCCCACAGAGAGGUGUUGGAUCCGUCUGUGCAGAAGCGCUGCAGUGAGGCCCUCGCCCUGAUGAGUAGUGCCUGGCAGAGGGCAGACAGUCUGGCCCGAGGCAGAGCCCAGCGUGAACCCUGGUGCUGAUGGACACGCGCACAUACACACACACACACACACACACACACACACAGACACACAGGCACACACACAGGCACACAUGCACACAUACCUUUACCUGUGGGUCGCCACUGAGACAGACUGCCAGUUUAACAGUCUGAUAUAGUUCCAGGAGGGAUGGAUUUAACUCUGACAUUACAGUCCCUGCAAACUGUUCAGAGUUCUGAACUGAAAGACUGAGAUGGACCAAUCAGAUGCGGUUAUUGGUUGUUGUACUACACCGUUAGCUCGUGAUGCAGCUCUGAUGAACUGUUUCUAUCAGGAAAACUUCCUGAAGAAGCAGCAACACAUGUGGCUCAUCACAACGCAGUGAUGCAACAGUCAAUAUUCUCACAUGAAAUGAUAUGAACGAACCUCCAGCAGAACACUACGACAGAUUUCAUUUGAUCCGGGUGGUACAUUAUCAGCCAUUAUUCCUUUAUCAGCUGUUUGAAACAGCAGCAAUGCAGAACAAAUAUGUUGUAUCAAGCAAACGUUUGGUGAUAUUUUGCAUGGAGAAAGGAAAAAAAAGCUCUGAAGGAAUUGAUGAUGGAAAAAUGUACAACGCACAAACAGUAAUUGUGUCAUGGGAAGAUUUGGAAAGCAACCUUCAAUACAUGAUGCAUUCAGGUAUAUCUCAGUAUUUGAAUGCACUGAGUUUGAGAAUUUUCUCUCUCGCAUAGUAAACGUCCGGCUGUUCUCUCCACCUUAAAAUGAACACUGAUGUGCAGAUUUCGUCUUCUAAGCCUUGACUUUAAGAUGUAGACUUUAGAAAAAUGCAUAUUUAGUACAUUGAGGAAGCUGAAUGGAGAGAAAGGCAAGGAUCCAUGACCAGCAGCUUCCCUGCACAGUGAAAUGAGAGAAUUGUUCAUGUUUUCUUUAAAAGAUGAAGCUGGAUGCUCCUUAUGAUAAAUAUCAAGAAAGCCAUACCUGAAGGGGGCAGUUGCUGCUUGCUCACGUCAUGAAAAAGUUCACACUAUUUGCCUUUCACACACUAUAAAUCUCUCUCUCUGCUCGCACAACUCACACAGCUGUGUGAAGAUAAAAGCCACUUCUUGCUUCCUAACCGUUAAAAGAUGUUCUACUGAACCCUGACUCUGGUGCAGUUACAGAGCAAAUGUACAGCGCUUGUACAGUAUCAACGCAUAGUUACUGACGGUUGUCUGUGUGUCGUCUGACGGGACAUACCUCCACACUGAAUUAUCGUCACAUUAGCUUAAGAGAAUGAGGACCUCGAUAUGAUGAAUAUGUGGAUGUUUAACCCUUGCACUGUUACAUGACAUGCUCAUGCCUGUGUCGUCUGUCUGACGUCUUGCUUUACCAGUUUAAAUGUUGUUACUCAGAUUGAAAAAAAAAAAAAAAUCUUUCAGGAAAUGCAACAGACUUGCCUUUUUCUCCACUAGAGACGAGUGGAGGCUUCCAUGCGGACUUGCACAUUGUUAGUGUUUUUUUAAUGGUACCAGUUGUGGUUUUGUGUUAAUCAUAACAUCAUGUGCUGUGUUAUUUCCAUUUUAGACAAAGUGGGGACACUCGUUACUAAAUUAUUCUAUUGAGUGGUGACAUUUUAAAGGUAUUGUCUCUUGUGUGUGCAUUAGCGGACAUAUAAUUCCUUUUAAGUAUGGGUGAGAAUUGCAGUCCGUCUGAAGAAUCCGUUAUUGACACGUUGUCUUGGCUUAUCCUUUUAUUUUUGCAUCAUACCACUCUACUAAAUUAGAACAUCCCUCUGUAACAAUCAUCUUUUAGUGGUGUACGACCAUGUUUGAGUUAUAUAAAGUCCUUAAAUAGCUUUUUAACCUAGAGCAAGUGUAGCAUCUGUUCUUAGCAGAUUAAUGCUUUUAAAUAGCCUGUAAUAUCAUCCAGUAUUAAAGCUUUACCUGGGGAAGAAAUAAGAAUUAGACCCUCAACCAAACUCCCUUCUAAUUGUAGUCAGUUGAUGACAGUGCACCUAUCACAGUCUGUCUAUAUAAAUUAAUCAUUAAAUUAAUUAAUAUUAAUCCUGAUUGGAGCACUGCUGCUCUGUCAGCACGUAACAGCUCUCAUUGCAAUGACAAUGUCGCCUUUUUGACAACCUUGACUGGACGAAAUGGCCAAUUCGUGUGAACGAAAUGAAGCACUAUUUUUCUUUUGGGUAUUUGCCUUACACUGUACACUUAAAACAAUCAUCUUAGUUUACGUUCUGCUUUCUUUUGAUAGACAAGUUGAAAUAUGUGCUGUAUGUAGGGCUGGGUAUCAAACCUUAAUAUACUUAUGAAAAGAAAGAAAAAAGAAAGAUGUGAUUGUAUUCAGCAGAGUAAGGUAUUAAAAAAUGCUGUUUUGUUUAGUUUUUAUCAAAACUUGGGUAUUGAACAGACAGCAGUAUCAAAAAACUUCAAAUGAUACCCAGCCUUAUCCAUAUGUCACUUCAGCAUUAACCAGUGCUUUAAGCCUCUCUAAGUGCCACUUGGUCUCACUCAUUUUCAGCUCUUUUACAAAGAAAGCUCUCAGGUGAAAAAGGUACGUCACAUCCAAAACUUUAAGACUCACCAUGUGUUUUUUUUCUUUUUAUUGCUGCUGUUUUGUCUCAUUCAAUAUUUUUUUAAAUCCCUUUUUUUCUAUUUUGGUUCCUCCCAUGUUGCGUGCAGCAUUAUGAAGUUAUUUUGCGCACAUGGAGAAGACUGCAAAGUAAUAUGAUAUGUUGGAAAAUGUUUUAUAUAAAAGUCCUUCAAUAAUUCAGUGGGUUCUAAAAUAGGAUUGGUGGCUGUGUAGUUGAAAUCUUCCCCCUCUGUCGAUUAUUUAAGGCCUUUUUGACCAGGGAGAACACACUUGCAAUAGUUGGACUUACUUGAAAUGUUUGUGGGAUUAUCAAGAAAAAAUUAACUGCUAAAAGUUGUGCCCUUUGAAGUGUAUAUGGAGAAAAAGCUAAAACUUUUUGAGCUGUGUUAUGAAUGUGAGACAUUGCUGGCCAAUGAUGGAUGACAUCUUCCAAGUGAUGCAUUGUGAAGACGCGCUUUUUGGUUUUGUUUAUUAAUGUAUACUGCAUGUAAUAUUUGUAUUAUGUUUAGUGGUUUUAUUGAAUUGUAAAUAGGGCACUAAUCAAAUAUAACAAACUGUACACUCACACAUAAAGACGUGCAUGUCCAGAAGGUUUUAUACCGGUAAUGAAUGUACAAACAAAGCUUUGUGACUGGAUAGCGUAACUGAAUAAACUGAAAUGAAAACCAUG
This is a messenger RNA of Chelmon rostratus (copperband butterflyfish), 6808 nucleotides long. It is a transcript of the gene plekhm2, whose product is annotated as pleckstrin homology domain containing, family M (with RUN domain) member 2. Gene Ontology annotation, biological process: regulation of protein localization; Golgi organization; lysosome localization. The record is from RefSeq and is a predicted model, not a curated record. Gene Ontology annotation, cellular component: endosome membrane. NCBI's taxonomy places the organism in Eukaryota, Metazoa, Chordata, Actinopteri, Chaetodontiformes, Chaetodontidae. Gene Ontology annotation, molecular function: kinesin binding. The transcript is spliced from 20 exons. Bases 505 to 3594 code for a protein of 1029 amino acids.